Messenger RNA from Teleopsis dalmanni, 786 nucleotides. Its product is annotated as lectin subunit alpha-like. Gene Ontology annotation, cellular component: external side of plasma membrane. The transcript has 4 exons. Lineage: Eukaryota; Metazoa; Arthropoda; Insecta; Diptera; Diopsidae. Gene Ontology annotation, biological process: biological process involved in interspecies interaction between organisms. Gene Ontology annotation, molecular function: carbohydrate binding. The record is from RefSeq and is a predicted model, not a curated record. Bases 22 to 552 code for a protein of 176 amino acids.
CGUAUUUAAACAGAAGCAAACAUGCUUUCGUGUUUAUCGAUAAAGUUCUUUGCUAUAAUUUUACUCAUAAUCAAGUGUUUGGUGCUUAUAGAUGCGCAGUCCGCAACCAAUUCGGCACCACAAUUUCGAAUAGGUGAUACUGAGUUUUUAGUCUGGAAUCAGACAAAAUUUCCAUGGAAGGAGGCGUUAAAAUUCUGUGCAAAUAACGAUAUGCAGUUGUUAACCAUAGAGUCAGAGGAAAAACAGAUGAAACUGAACGAACAAUUAGAGAAACUUGGCUUUAUAGAUCGUCCUGAGAUUGAUAAUAGAUUUAUUUAUUGGACAUCAGGCAACGACAACGAUUCUCGUGGUAAUUUUGUUUGGGCAUCGACUGGUGAAGCGUUUAAGUAUACAAACUGGUUACCCGGUAUGCCCGAUAAUUGGCAGAAAAACGAACACUGUGUGGAGAUGGGCUUUCGUGAGUUGGGUAAAUGGAACGAUACUCAAUGUAAAUAUCGUCGUCAUUUCAUUUGUGAACGCUUUACCGGUGAUUCCGAUAAAAAUAUAGUUUGAAAUAAGAGGAUUAUGGAAAAUUCAUAAUACUUCAUAAUACUUCAGAAUAAAGCGCAAAAUUACAAAAAACAAAAUUAUACAUUUAAAUACACUCAUUUAUUUAUAAUCGUUUAGGUUUUUUCUCUUUUCAAAAUUGUUAAUUAUUAUUUUUAGUAAAGAUAAGUUUUCAAAAAUCUUGAAUUGUUGUGAAUUUAGUAUCAUUUUCAUUCAAAUUUGGUUUUGAUUAAUUGUUUU